ACGGCUUUUGACGUCAUGGUUGUAAAAUGCCAAACGUAUGUACUCGCGCAGCUUUGAGUGUACGCUAGCAACAUGUCGGUUCGGAGGGAGCCCAGCGGCGGAACCGGAGCGUCUGUGAAACACACAUUCAAGACAUAGACAUCACGCGGAGACGUUUGUACGAACUGCGACACUUCCACACAACUAUUAUUUCAACAACAGCGGGCCUGUCGGAGCCUGAUGGACGGCUAACCGAGUUCGACCUGAACACUCGCAGGCGGUUGCGCUGCUCGGAGGAGAGACGAAGGAGGACGGCGUGUUCUGGCUCUAAUCAGGAAGGACUUUCUCCUUGUUAGGGGUAUGUUAUCCGUACUGUCUUAUGGCAGACUCGUAGCCAGGGCUGUCCUGGGCGGACUCUCUCAGACUGACGGUCGGGACUACAGCCUGAUCAGCGCCAGCUAUGGCUUCGGUAAAGACUUUCGUAAGGGGAUCCUGAAGAAAGGGAUGUGCUACGGAGAUGAUGCCUGCUUCAUAGCGCGGUACAGAUCGGCGGAUGUUCUAGGUGUAGCGGACGGUGUAGGCGGUUGGCGGGACUAUGGUGUCGACCCAUCUCAGUUCUCUGCCACCUUGAUGCGAACCUGUGAGCGUCUGGUGAAGGAGGGGCGCUUCAUUCCCAGUAACCCAGUGGGUAUUCUGACGUCGGGCUACUACGAGCUCCUACAGAACAAAGUCCCGCUGCUAGGAAGCAGCACGGCCUGCAUUGUGGUUCUGGACCGAAGGAGUCACCGGCUUCACACGUGUAACCUUGGAGACUCCGGCUUCCUCGUGGUGCGAGGCGGAGAGGUGGUCCACCGCUCAGAUGAGCAGCAGCACUACUUUAACACGCCCUUCCAGCUGUCCAUCGCUCCUCCGGGCGCCGAGGGAGUUGUGCUCAGUGACAGUCCUGAAGCAGCCGACAGCUCCUCUUUUGACGUUCAGCUCGGUGACAUCAUCCUAACAGCAACAGACGGGCUCUUUGACAACAUGCCGGACUACAUGAUUCUUCAGGAGCUCAAAAAACUGAAGACUUCAAAUUAUGACAGCGUACUGCAGACUGCACAGAGUAUCGCAAAGCAAGCUCACGAUCUCGCCUACGAUCCCAAUUAUAUGUCUCCUUUUGCACAGUUUGCCUGUGAUAACGGCCUGAAUGUAAGAGGAGGGAAACCAGAUGAUAUCACGGUGCUGUUGUCUAUAGUGGCUGAAUAUACAGACUGAAAGUGCGUCUGCUUCACUGGGACUGAUGUUUUCUUGCCGUCUGCCUGAGUCUUUCACCUGCAGCCUUCCCAACAUGCACUGCGGGCUGACAGGGGAGGCCCACCAAUACGGCUCUCACCCCUCACUGUGUGGCUGACCUCCAUGUUUGUGGCGUUUUGUUUUCUUCUGUUUUAACGUGGUGCUGGAACGGUUGAGGGGCGGCAGGCAGCUGGGAUAUUUUUCAUGUUGACCAUGAUGCGGUAGGAGCUGACUUCGGCCUCGCUCAUAUCUCACCUUGUUGUCAGAUGAUUUUUAGCGCACAUAAGACCGUUUGGAUACUUGAGGGUAGCUCUGAUGUAUAAAAACACAACAAUACGAAGUAAGCCAUGGGUUUUGUUCUUUUUCCGACUAGCAUUAGAGCUGGUUAUAGAACCUCACUAUUGUUCAUUUGUUCCCAUUUUAUAAAAGUGUUUAUGGAUUAGGCUGAGGGUGCCGAUAUGACAGAUGUGGGAGUUGGGUUGUAGUGCCUCGGGUUUGGGAAUGUCAACGAGCACGUCGCUCAUAUCUGUAGAGAGGAAGCUUGUUAAGAUGUCACGUGAAGGUUAUUCAGGUUUUGUCACUCGGCUGAGGGAACGUUUGACUCACACGUCCUGAUAAGUUGUAAAUAUUUUUUUUAAUUUAGGGCUAUAUUUUUGUUUUUUGACUGAUUUAAAGCAAAAAGCUAUUUUGUUAACAGCUUGAAUUGAACUCCCGUCAAUCCAAGACUUCCAAUUGGUAAAAAUUAACAAGAUGUUUAAAACGAUUCCUCUUGCGUCCGUUGUGUGGUAGGGAUGAUUUUUUUUUUAAAGUGUGUUGAAUGUACAUAUUUAUAUCGUUAAGCUAAAGCUAGCUUCUGGGAAUGCUUACAGUUGCCGUGAUAAGUCAGGAAUCAAAUUAAAGAGGGAAACCUUAUUUUUAUACCUUAUUUCGUUUGAAAAGUACCACUGAAGAAUGUGAACUGGAUGAACUAAAAGACUUGUCUUAAAAAAUUAAUUAGCCAUGUUUAUGUAUUUUUUUUACUUUUGAUCCCUUAUUUUCUUAUAUAUUAAUUUGCUGCUUUUUUGUUUGUAACUUUGCCUUUUAAAGCCCUUUUUACACACGACACUCAAAAUAAUAAUGGCUUAAUGAAUUGGUGAAAUCAGCAGCAUUCAGUUAUUGGUUACGUUUGUAUUGAUCACGGAUGUUAAAACAAUGGAAUGAACACAGUACCUGGUUGAUUUGUUGGUGGAGCUGCUACAUGCGCACAGCUAUUUUAUUUUUUAGAAAGUGGCUUUCAAAGUGAAAGUAUCUGUAGAGUCAGUUGUCUCACAUCAAGUCGUCUCACCUUAACGAUUUGUAGUAGCAUGCUAACUUCACAGGGGUUGUAUAAAACAACCGUUGGGGAUGAAAGAGGCUGAAAAACGUCUACAUGUUCAAGCCUAAUGAACGUUAAGCGUUAUACUUCGGAAAGGUUCGGAUGCACUUUCGUACGGAGAUGCUUGUAAAGUUAAAUCUUUUAUCAUGGCUGCAUGAAAGAAAAUGUCACUUUAGCUACUAAACCUGCUGUUUUGUUUGGGGAAAAAUCAUUUUUUCUUCAAACACUGCAAGAUAAUUUAUGUGGAGCUUCUAUUAUAUUUAGUGUAAAUUAUAGGGGAUUCAAAUUAGGCCUGUCACAAUAAAUAACAAAUCGAUUAAUUGCAUGAUAAAUGAAAAUUAUCAACCU
This is a messenger RNA of Nematolebias whitei (Rio pearlfish), 2953 nucleotides long. Its product is annotated as protein phosphatase PTC7 homolog. The record is from RefSeq and is a predicted model, not a curated record. The coding region runs from base 340 to 1233 and encodes 297 amino acids. Lineage: Eukaryota; Metazoa; Chordata; Actinopteri; Cyprinodontiformes; Rivulidae. The transcript is spliced from 6 exons.